This is a messenger RNA of Ricinus communis (castor bean), 2368 nucleotides long. RefSeq lists its product as uncharacterized. The transcript is spliced from 3 exons. NCBI's taxonomy places the organism in Eukaryota, Viridiplantae, Streptophyta, Magnoliopsida, Malpighiales, Euphorbiaceae. The record is from RefSeq and is a predicted model, not a curated record. Bases 198 to 2081 code for a protein of 627 amino acids.
GAAGAGGACUAGGAAAUAACCUAACCCUUUAUUGUGCAUAUAAUUCCCUGAAUUCUGUUUGUAUUUCUCCGUUUAUAUAUCGAUAUCUUCUUCAUAGCCAAUUGCCGUUUUUUAUAUUUUAUGUUUUAAUUUACAUUUACUUUCUCUUUUGUGGUUUGAUUAGUUGGCUCUUGCAGGUUUUGAAAAGGAAGAUCCAAAUGGGAAAAUCUUCUUCUUCUACUAAGAGAAAACGCUCCAAAUAUUCCUCUCAGGUUCGUACAAAGAAGAGAAGUAAGAUUAAAAGUUGCAGACCAAAGAAGCUUAGGCGCCAUGAUGAUUCAGUUUCUUAUUCUAGUGAUGAUUCAAGAAGUUCAGUUUCUGUUUCCUUCAGCUCUGAGGAUAGUUAUAAGCAUAGAAAGUCUCGAUCUCGAACCCAUAAUGUAAAGGGGUCUAGAAGGAGGGUUCGUUCACACUCUUCUAGCAGUGAGGAGUCUGGUUAUUUGAAAAAGCAUCAAAGGCCAAGGAGGAAAAAUGAUUCUGAGGUGAGGAAGAAAACAUACAGGAGCAAAAAGAAGAAGGCUCGAGAGGCAAGUAGUAGUUCUAGGAGUUGUUCAACUUGUUGGAGUUCGAGUAGUGGAAGUGAGGAGAGUGACAAUGAGAGCAGUAGGGGUAGGCCUGAAAGAAGAGAAAAGAAUACAAGAAAAGUGAAGAAUGUCAAAGGUGGAGCUACAAGGAGGAGGUAUAGGUCAAGGAGUUGUUCUUCAUGUAGUGGACAUGACUGGAGUAAGGAGAAAGUGACUGAUGGAAACGUUUCGAAUCGACUGAAAUCAAUCAUUACCCUUCCAAAUGAGGAUGAGGAGGGAAGAGAGUUGAAUCGGGAUGAAUGUAAAGAGGAGAUGAUAUGUGAUCAUGACGAUUAUCCAUCUAGCAGAAGCAAUGAUAGUAAUGAUGGAGGAAAUAAGAGUGUGUCAGCUUAUGAGCCAUGUGUUGAAUCUGAAAAGAAAAGGUCCAUAGAGAUCGAGAAGAAAGAAGAUGCUUCUUCUUUUAACAUAAAAACCACUAAACUCCCAAGCAGUUACAAGAAUGGGGAUGACCACCAUUUAGGAAGUAGAUUUGCUUCUGAUAGCGUUGGGAAAAAUGAUGCUUUAGAGGAAAAGACUAGUAAUACUUCUGAGGUGGUUGGUAGUGCAAAUGCUAAUGACUUAGAGUCAAUUUUAAGAGAAAAGGCUUUGGAAAAUCUGAGAAGGUUCCGUGGAGAGAUCCAGACAAAUAUGAAGAGCACUGUUAGUCAGAAAGAUGAGAAUGAUGUUACUCUGAAAUCACUAUCCACUAUGAAGGGUGAAGUAAACGAAAUUGCUUCCCUUGAGGAUGAUGGUACUCGAGGAUCUAAAGGAGAUUCUGCUCAUCCAGUGCAAAAAGAAGAGAAUAUUUUUGACACAGAGAAUGGUGGCAAUGAUUCUGUUUCUGCUAUGGACAAUGCUUAUAUACCCAACCAGAUGGCUGUUGCUGGCAGGGAAAAGGCCAACAUGAACUUGAGCCCUGUUAUUAACAAACCAACAUUGGUUACAUCAGCAUUGAAGCAAGCAUUAUCAAAUGCUACCUCCACUGCAAUGGAAUUGCCUGCUUCAAAGGAAUCAGAUAAGGCAAAACUGGUAAUUGGCAGUAGCAAAGGUAAGCAUAAUGCGACUUCUUUAAAAGGCAAUGGCAAAAAUGGAAAAGUUAACGAUGCCUCUGCUUUUGCUUCUGCCAAGUCUUCAUCUUGCGUUCCAUCCUCAGGAGUUGAUGUUGGGUUGAAUAAAUUGCAAGAUGGCUUACAGUUGGAACAGAAGGCAGUAUCUUCUGCGGCACCUCUGAGCAGCACUGGUAAUGAUACCACAUUUAUUAGUACCUCUGGUUCUACUUCUGGUAAGCCUUCUUCUGAUCUCACAUCUGCAGCAAGAGAUAUAAGUUCAAGUACAGCGCAAGAUGAUGACAAGGAAGGUUCACAGUUGGAGCGGAAGACAAUGUCUGUGAUGCGUGGUGGGGAAAUGGUGCAGGUGAGCUACAAGGUCUACAUCCCUAAAAAAGCUCCAGCUUUGGCUAGGAGGCAACUCAAGAGAUGAUGUUUUUGUUGGAAAUUCACCAAACUUAGAAUGCUAGGCAUUUAUUCAGAUGACCCUUUUGUUUUCCUCUACAAAAGAAUGGUGCAUCCUCUAAUAGACAAAAGGAUAUGAACUUCUACAGGAGUAAUUUAUCAUUUUCUAUUAUAAAACAGCUGUAGUAGUUAGAAGGUAAAAUGACUUGAGGUUUCCUUUUUGUGUCAAAGGAUUAUUGUAACUUUAUGAAGUCGUGUACUUUGCACAGGAGACUGCACCAUUGCUAUAAAUAAAUGAAUUAGAUAUUGUGUUAA